Messenger RNA from Cyclopterus lumpus (lumpfish), 1758 nucleotides. RefSeq lists its product as uncharacterized. Gene Ontology annotation, biological process: double-strand break repair involved in meiotic recombination. The coding region runs from base 28 to 1704 and encodes 558 amino acids. NCBI's taxonomy places the organism in Eukaryota, Metazoa, Chordata, Actinopteri, Perciformes, Cyclopteridae. The transcript has 8 exons. The record is from RefSeq and is a predicted model, not a curated record.
GUCAAGUCCGUGGUUCAGGAAAAAGAGAUGGCCAAAGGAAAAGCAAAGACCAACAACAGCAAUGGCAACAUAGCUCCAGCACAGCCUCGGUCACUCAGGUCAAAGAAGAGGGGAUGUCCAAGUGAUGAAAUCUCAGAGACCGAUGACAUUAAGGCUAGUCAUCAUCAGGACACUGAAGGAAAUCAUACAACAGUGGAUGCCACUGUGUUACAAUGCCACCACUCCCCUCUGCAGGAGUCUACUGUUAAAGCAUUUGAAGAGACUACAGUCACCAAUCCCAGCAAUGAUUCUCAGCUGAAGGGCUUAAAAGUACACGCUGAUAAUGAUGCCAACAAGAGUGGAAAGGAUAAGGAGGAAAUGACAGCAGAGGAAUGUAACGCAUCACCAUCCCAAACAUGCACUGAUCAACUCCAGGUCUUGCAAAUCUCUCAAGAGGGGGAUGAUGCUGCUCUGGAGGAUCAACCGGGUGCAGAGGAGAACUCUGAAUGUAAUUCUGAGAAAAACCAAGAUGUUAGUCAAGAAGAACCCAGUAAUGUGGAUAUGACUGAUGUCAAGGAAACCACAAAGGAGAGAGCAGCGGGGAUACCGGCCAAAAAGAAGCGAAGGAUGGGUAUGUGUGGCCUGAUGGAGAGGGAGCGGAGUCACUUUCUACAGACACAAAAACGUGAAAACGGGCAGAACGGACCAGAGAGAGUUGGAAAGCAGAUUUGUAAUAACACAGCUGACCUUGUGGCUCAGGAAGAGAUUAUAUCGUCGUUAUCAUCCUCACUAUCUGUACCAGUAGGCAAUGUCACAGAGCAGGAGAAGGCAGAGAUGAAACUUCAGUCCAGUCACUGUGGAGGGGAAGACAGGACAGAAACUGAAGUCCACAUUGCUGCAAAUACCUCAGAUGGAAUCAGUGUUGUAUCUGAUCCAGGCUGCUCAAAGGACAAGAGUUGUGAGGUUGAGGGAGGUAUCGGACCUGGUCCAGAGCAAACUGGUGACACAAAGUCAGAUCUGCCUGCAGGGGAGGAAGAGGAGGAUAUGUUGGGGAAUCAGGACCAGCAGGAACAUGAGGGAGGCACAGCUGAGAUUGUAGCUGAAAAUUUUCAGGAGCAAAUGCAAGACAGGGAAGAUAGAUCAGCAGCAGUCCAAAGUCCUGCCAUCACUUGUUCCUCUCAUACAACUCAGAGGGAGGAGACUGAGAACUGGGAUGCAAUCGAAGCUGCUUCUCUGCAGGUGAGCAGUGUGACCAGGACAAGAGAGGAGGAGUUGACUGGCGAUGCAGGGGACGAUGGCGUAGCUGAAGCUGGUGCAUCAUCCACACACACCCAGUCAGGAGGACCCAAGGCUGUGCAGCACUGCGAGGCUGCAGGGACACCCAGUGGAUCAGAGAUGAAAGACAACUGUGAUUCUGAUGGUGAACCUGGUGCUGGUCCUUCUUCUGUGAACAGUGAGCCCCCUCUGACCAGGGACACUACAGACCCGUUUGGAUCUGGGUCCUUGGAUUACGUGUCAGACUCGCAGCUGAACACCAUCAUUCUGUCUGAGGAGGUGUUGAUGGAGAGGGAAGAUCGUGAUUGCCCAGAUCAUGAAGAUGCUACAGACCUGAUCUGUGGACUCAUCAGAGAACUUUCCACUUUAAAUCGUAAGGUCAUGGCCACUCACAGAGAGCUGGAGAACCGGCGCCGCAGCAGUAAAAGUUCAAGGGGCUGCAAACGUUGAGGAUCAACUCCCUGCCAUCUUUAUCUUACUGUGUUCCCAAUGGUUUGUGGCACU